This is a messenger RNA of Heterocephalus glaber (naked mole-rat), 2061 nucleotides long. NCBI's taxonomy places the organism in Eukaryota, Metazoa, Chordata, Mammalia, Rodentia, Bathyergidae. The record is from RefSeq and is a predicted model, not a curated record.
AUGGGAACAACAAAUGUCAAACAAAAGAUGAAAGAGAUAAGGAAUGUUAGAAAAGCUGCCAAGAUGAGAAAAGGCCAAGCAUUGCCCCAAAGGGGAGCAGAAUGUGAUCAAACAGUGUUUCGCAUCCAUAAAGGAGUCAAGGCAUUUUCAUUCUGUAAGAGAAAGAAUUUGCUGCUGACAGGUGGAAUGGAUAGAAUAAUUAGAGCCUGGAAUCCUUAUCUGCCUGGAAAACCAACAGGUAUGCUGAGAAGCCACACAGCUCCAGUGAUCUACAUCCACACAGUUUCUGAGAAUAACGAAAUAUUUUCCGCGUCCACUGACAACACCAUUAAGAUCUGGGACCUGGAAACCUAUAGCUGCUUGUUCGCAGCUUCCUCCAAAGCCAGUGGCAUUAAGGGAGAGCUCACAGCCUGCCUCUACCUCCCAGAACUCCAAGCUCUGUGUGUGGCCACCAAUGUUGUGGCUCUCUUGCACCUGUGACUAAGACCUGCCCCAGAGCCCCACCUGGUGCUUUCCCACCAAGAGCCUGUGGUGUGCUGCAGGUCCAACCCAGCCUUCAGGCACGUGGUCAGCUGCUCCGAAGCAUCUAUGGUGAAAAUAUGGGACUUCGAAACAGGAAGACAGUUAUCUGAAUUCACUGGGACUCAUGGCCAUGCUGGGAUCACUUGUUUGACCUUUGACGCCAGUGGAAGAAGGUUAAUUACUGGAGGCAGCGACGGCUGUCUAAAAAUAUGGAGCUACAACAGUGGACAUUGCCUGCACACCCUAAAACAGGAUGAAAGACAGAGUGAACUCUGUGAUUGCACCUACAUGGAAGUGAACCAAAAUAAGUGUAUUAUAGUUGUUGGAUGAGACAGAAGAAUAAAUGUGUAUUUUGAUUCACCACAUGACUUUCAUCACUUCUGGAAGCCAGAGCCACAUUGGCAGGAUGAUUUGAACCAUGGGCACGGGGAGGAGAUCCUCUGUGUGGCACAAUGCCCGCCCUUUCUUCUGGCAACCUCCAGUUAUGAUGGGGAAAUUAUCAUCCGGAAUGUCAUCUCAGGCCACGUGUGCUGCAAACUGAAUACUCCUAGCCUCUCGGAUAGAGAGAGAGAGAGAGAGCGAGCUGUGAGCUGCAUAAUCUCUCCUCUGUUUCCUGGCCCAGACCUAAGGGUUUCCUGCCUUUCCUUCCUGAAGACUCGGGCAGCCAAGCUGAAUGCAACAGCUGCUUCCCUCAUUGCCAAUGGACCUGGAGGUUCUGUCACCUUCUGGAAGCUGUUUGGUGGCACUGGCCUUUUCACAAACUUCAUUCCUUCCAGAGGAAAAGCCCAGGUGAGCAGCAUCGCGGUGACAGCAGGAGAUGCCCUUGUCUACCUGGCUGACCAGCAAGGCUUUGUGCAUGUCUAUGACAUCGAGGAGUAUGGCCUGUGGGGACCAGAGCUGCAGCCUCCCAAGAAUGUGACCUUCUGGAGGGCCCAUGUCAGCAUGGUGACAUCUUUGGAGCUGAUAGAGGAAGAAAAUAUUCUGCUGUGAUCUUCCCUCAAUCGGACAGUGCGCCUGUGGACCAGGGAUGGAGCAGACAUAGGAACCUUUGGGCAGAGUAGCCCCUGGGAUAUUUUUACUCCUUCAUCCUGGAAUCACCCAAGAGUCUCCUAUGAAAUUCUGACAGAUCCCCAGAGCAUGACUACUCACCCUGCUCUGGAAGGAGAUACUCCUACUGGGUACACAGCAGGAAGGGAGGAGCAGGAUGAUGUGAUGGAGGAGAAGCCCUGGGCUGAGCCUGGAAAGACCUCUAACCUUUGCUCUCCAGAAAAUUUCAUCCUUGAAGUUGAGAAGAAAGAAGAAAUAAGCCGAUGGUCUGAAUUUCCCGAUGGCAGGCUGCUGCUAGCACAGAACAAGCCUUGCUGGAAAGCAUCUGACCCUGGAUGGCCCAGCAUCUACCAGACCCUCUGGUGCCAUGAAGUUGACAGCGUGUCCGCCCUUGGGGAGAAGCCAGAUCUGUCCAUUAUUGGCUCUGACUUGCUGAACUUAAAUUUCCUUGUGCAAGAAGGAGAAGAAAGUGGAGUUACUCAGGAUUCCUGA